Molecule: messenger RNA, 5802 nt
Organism: Opisthorchis viverrini
Lineage: Eukaryota; Metazoa; Platyhelminthes; Trematoda; Opisthorchiida; Opisthorchiidae
Exons: 19
Coding region: 934-5685 (1583 amino acids)
Cellular component (GO): cytoplasm
Molecular function (GO): protein binding
Source: RefSeq, a predicted model, not a curated record
GGUGAAAUGGGCUCCAGAGAAUUUUUACCAUGACCACAAAAAUCCUUAUGGACUUCGAUUAGCCAGUGCAGAUGCGAGCGGUAUGAUCAUAAUCUGGGAUGUCGUGACUGCGAGUGUUGUAUCGGAGAUUUGCGAACCCGGCCAUAAUGUCCUAGGUAGGGACUAAUUUCUCGUGAUAUUUUGCCAUAGAUUUUCAGUGGAUAGAAGAUCAGAACGUUUCUCGCGAUCUUUUGUUCGCCAUUCACUCUAAAGGGAUUUGCAUACUGUGGAACACACAGACACAAACACCCCUCUGGAAGACAAGCGUGAACGAACACUUUCUCACAGUUUCAAUGGAUCCCCAUAACAUGAAAAAUAUCAUGCGUACGCGACUUGCCCUUCUCUUACAUUUUUAGUUGGAGGAUCAGCCAGGUUCACAGUUGUUAACAACUUUUCUCUUACUUCGGCAUUCUCGGUUGACAAACCUCCCAUUGAAUUCAGCGAUUUUGGUUUGUACACGUUACCUUGGGUACUCAGUUUUUAGAAGAAUCUCCGUCUCUUGGAUCCUCAAAAUGUGCUACCGACGCAAGUACCAACGGUGCCACUCUUGAAAGGUUCCGGCUGCGCACCUCUGGCGAUGCAGAGGCCGCUGCAGCUGGAUAUGCUGGGAACCAGCUCCUCGAAUGCCUACCUGACGGUACGGUGUCGGAUAUAAACGGCCACUGGGAAAAAAUAUCCAAAGCGCUACUCAAAGCAGGAGCGUCUGCUUGCGGUACAACCCAGCCAACUUCAUCCAAGCAUUGGAUCUCUGAUAGGACCGUGUCUUUGCUGGAGACCCGGCGACAGAUUCCAACUGGUCGCCACCACAACUCCACCCGGCGCAUCAUCCGACGCCAGGUGAAACUGAGUGUCCGCGCAGACCGAGAAGCUUGGUGGACCCGAAAGGUCGAAGAAAUGGAAGAUGCAAAGAAUGCUGGAAACGUGCGCAAAUUGUUCCACUUGAUUCGUUCGACUGGUCCUCGGAAACCUCUUGUCAGUGAAACAAUCAGGGACCAAAAUGGCUCCCUGAUAUGCAGCAAAGCAGAACGUUUGGAUCGCUGGGCACAGUACUUCGAACAACAAUUCAGCUGGCCACCUGCUAACCCCAAUCCAGAAACCCGGCCUUCAACAGAAAGGUGGACCGUAAAUAUGGAGCCGCCUUCAGUCUCAGAAGUGUCCGAAUGCAUUUCUCUACUCAAGCGCCAUCGCGCUGCUGGUCCUGACGACCUUCCACCUGCUCUCUUCAAGGAUGGCGGUGGAUUCCUCAGUCAGUGCCUGUCUAGCCUAUUUGGGUUUAUCUGGGAGAAGGAGACCGUCCCAGACAACUGGGGUGAAUCGAUAGUGGUACCCAUUUUCAAAAAGGGUACUCGCAGUGAAUGCAGCAACCACAGAGGCGUUAGCUUGACGCCUGUUGUGACAAGGCUUCUGGCGUCAUUGAUUCUUCGUCGUCUUAUGGCGGCACGCGAAGUCUUGACUCGUGAGAAUCAAGCGGGAUUUCGACCGGGUAGAGGCUGCGUUGACCACAUCUUCACGCUCCGUCAGGUGUUAGAGCAACGCCACAUGUACAGACGACCCACAAUCCUGGUAUUCCUUGACUUCAAGGGUGCGUUCGAUUCUGUUGAUCGAUCAGUUCUGUUAACUACACUUGCUCAACAGGGUGUGCCCCAGAAGUUUGUAAACAUAAUCCGAUCUCUAUAUUCACAUACUUCUGGGCGGGUGAGGGUGUAUGGUGAGCUCUCCAAAAGCUUUCCUACAAAAAGUGGUGUCAGACAAGGAUGUCCACUCUCCCCAUUCUUGUUCAACUUCGUCAUCGAUGAAAUAAUGAGGCGAACACUGGACGGUUUUCAAAACCCCGGUGUUCAAAUUGUUGCUGGCGAGAGCCUUGUCGAUCUGGAGUACGCAGAUGACAUCGCCCUCAUCUUUGAAGACCUUAGCGAAGCACAAGCCCUGUUGAAUAAACUGACCGCCAUCAUACCAUCAUUUGGCAUGCGCCUUGCACCUUCGAAGUGCAAAGUCCUGCUUCAGAACGUGCCAUCUGCGAACAUAUCCCUUACAGUUCAAGGAGAACCACUGGAGAUUGUGGAAAACUUUACAUACCUCGGUAGUUGUAUUAGCUCUGACGGAAGUGUGUCUGAUGAAGUCAGUGCAAGAAUCUCAAAGGCUCGAAUCACGUUUGCUAAUUUGCGUCACUUGUGGCGUCAAAAAGGCAUCUCACUGGAUCUUAUGGGUCGUGUGUACCAGGCUACAGUAAGAGCUGUGUUGUUGUAUAGACCUACACCUAAGCGCGACUCUUCUGACCUUGGCAGCAUCAGUCCCCCUGACUGUCUCCAAGUUUGCUAUCAUGGAUAUCGAAAGGACUGUGUUCUCUUCGUAUUCAGACGGAAGAUAACAAUUACUAGUUUACUGACUUCACAAGCACUUGGCACAAUAUCGCUGGAUCGCACCAUUCCCUCGUUUUGUAGAGUCUAUAGCUGCAUCCAGCGGGAUGUACUCAUCUGUCUACAUGAGAACGGUGGUCUCAGUGUGUAUGCGCACAGCGGUCUAAUAUGUCCAGUGAAAGGUACACAUUCUUCUAGCAGACCGGCUUCAGCCACUACAUCUCGAUCCAAGCAGGCUCGCUACGCUAUCGAAUCGUAUACGUACGACUUGAUUGCUAGUGUUGAGGGGUCUCGUCGAUUCCGCCAGACUUUUCGACCCGUUUUUACGGUUGAUCAGGCCCGCGAAGUUUCCAUUGCCGUGAGCGGGACGGAAGGUCGAGUGCAGUUCUGGCACCUGCGUCCACUCCCUCUACAAAUGUUGUCUUCGGAGCAACCACAAUCGCUGGAACCCUUCUGGUGUCUUUCCGACAUUGUACCACAUCAGCCUGGUCUGGGGAGAUCCAGAAAACUGUGUCUGCAGAUGUCAUCCAUAUAUACCUCCAACAAAAGCAACCCAACUGUAUGUCGCGUUUGUCCUCCUCACUUGAGCAGUUCAUUUGCUGCGGUGACUGGAUAUAAGUCGCUUGUUGCUGUCGGAAACACACGGGGAAGUGUUCUUAUAUGGGAUAUGGAUUCAGGGUGUCUGUGGCGUGAAUAUCAAGUUUUGUCCGUGCCUGUUCUUGGUGUUGAGUGGGUGUCACUGGCGUCCGGUGGCCUUUGCAGCCAGGCGGAUGUUGAACCCCUGACACCGGAUGUCGAUGGCGCUUCAGCAUCGGAUGGAUUAAAUCUGGGUGUAUUUGUUCAGGGUUGGCAACCCAGGGAAAGACUGACGUCGGCUGCAGCGGACAGUUCAGUGGAUGAAUCACAACAAGAAGGACGGAAUUUCACGGUUUUGCUCAAUCUCAUUACUGGGUUUAUCACUCCUAUCCGCUCAACUUCAAUGGAUACCACAGCUUCUGGCACACCUGUUCGUCGAGGCACUAAUUCGGCUUCAACCCCCUCAUAUGAAAGUCCGAUUGAAUGCGCACAUGUCAGUCACUACGGGCAAUACCUCGCAAUAUUGUUGCGGAAUCAGCAUUUGGAACUAUGGAGUUUACACAAUUUGAAGUUGAUACAACGGCUAUCUUUUGGUGAUUGGGGAGCUGGCGUCGCUCUGGAUUGGUAUCAGUCGGUCGCGAAGCCAACGGAGUCAUCUUCCCCACCAUCUUUCAUGUUUGCUUUAGAGCGUGAUGAAAAUUCGAAGGUUUCGGAUCAUCACCGGUCGCCGACGCAACGAAACCUUACUAUGCGACGCGAAUCGCUCAUUAUGUGCUCAACUACAGGCAACCUUCGUUUGGUUGUUGUUGAUGGUUCUGAAGUGGACUCCACGGUCAUUUCACAGUCGAUCUUACAAGGUUUGCCGGCAUCAAGCUUGGAGCGUUUGAGUGCGGUUGCUUGGUUCGCUGAUCUCAUCGCUCUGGGUACAUCUGAUGGGUUUGUUGUUGUUCGGGAUCUGCACAACAAGAAAACUAUGGUUCGCGUUACUUCAGGAAAUGGCUGGUUUUCUACCACCGAAAGUCCACCCGUAGAAGCUAGCAUAACAGACCCGAAGUCUUCUGUUGCCGCAAUCUCACUAACGAGCCGCCACACGACUGGUGUUCGGAGGCUAAAAUUCCUGUACGGGUCACCGACCUAUUCACGACUUCUCGUACUCCUGCACGAUUCAGUUUACAUUUGGCAACCACGAGAAAUGACUUUGUUAUGUAUGGCCCGCUUUGGAGGUCGUGAUCAACGCUGUGUUGUGAGUGCCGACUGGGCUUGCCCAGUUUUUGGACCGACGAAUCCUGCCAUAUGUCUUCUCGUUGGCGCAGAUGGAGCACUACGGUUGGUUCAGGCUGGUCCGACUGCGGUGGAGAUGACCCCAGCGGAAACGGCCAAUUCCAGCUCGUUUAACCCUGAACUACCGAGUACACGAUUCUUCGGAAGUAGCGCGAUCCCCGACUUGCCGGAUGCUAAUGAUACCUCUCUCGUUCCUGCUAUGCGACCUUCCGCCAUCGCUUUGACGAUUCGGCACCUUCUACAGAACCAACCGUGGUUGACGAAAUCGUCAGAGCAGAGAUCACCAACUGCAGAUGAGCUACUCGAGGGCAUAACAGAAGCAGAUAUUCCAUCAGGGGAUGACCGCAGUGAAUUCAAGGAAAGCACGCUUCAGCUUGUGUGCCCUCCGUUGGCGCGUGGAUUUCACAAGGUGCGAGAAUCCGUUGAUGCCUUUCUCCACAGUCUGGCUCAAAGGACUGAACUUCGAAAGGCUUUCUUAAGGCCAUCUGCAACAAUUAUCGAGCGGUGCUUGUGGACGGCACAGUUAUUCGGUGAUACCUACGAAAUUCGAUUUUGGCGUAUGGUGGCAAGUCGCAUGCUUCCUGGCAUAGGGGACGAGCGCACGCACUACGCCCUUGAUUUAUCUUGGGACUUGUUGGCCGACCAUAGCCUUUACAAAUCGUCCGCGAUCUCCCGACUUAACCUUCUCGAAUCGAGUAGGAGUACCGUUGCGCACCGAAAUGAAUGCAUCCACUAUCUCUUACUGCUCGGUCAACAUGAGCGCGCUGUCUCCCUGCUUUUGGAAACCCCUCCGAAUUCGCCCAACUACAGCGCGAACAUGCACCGGGCCUGUUUGUUGGCCGCUAACUUGUCGGGCAAAUUUCUUUCUCCUCAAAAUCCCAGUGCUAAUCAGGUUGCCGAGGAUACUUACCUAAGUACGGUUAAACUGGUUGCGACAAACUUGUUGUCCAACGGCCAACUCGAUACCGGUAUCGAGUUACUUUGUUUGAUUGGGCUGUAUUCGGAUGCUUGUCGCUACCUGGAAUCUUUCGACCGAUGGGAACAGUCCAUUUGGUUGGCCAAAUGUACUCUACCGGAUGUCGAAAUUAACAGGGUGCUUCGCCGAUAUGCUGCCUACUUGUCUUCUCCACAAGUAAACCGAAAGGACUUUGCGGUUUUAAUCUACGUUCUGUUAGAUGAACACAAUAUGGCGUUGAAGCUGUUGUUCAGCCUAAAUCAGUUCCAGUUGGCGGCUCGUUACCUGGAGGCCUGUCUUCAAAUGGGAAAGUUGAGUUGGUCAACAGAGAAUGAUCACUUGUACUCUGCUAUUUUUAUGGAAUUCUGCAAAAUUCUUAUCAAACUUGGUCAUCGGGGGUCAGCGAGUUACUACUCUGCGUUGGCUGGAAAACUGAAAGAUACUCUGAAAAAUGAAAUUGAUUUUAUGCUUUCUUAACCUAACGGCUGUGUUCAACGAGAACUAACUUAUCCACUUGUGUCCAUAUUGUGAUAAUUUUUCGCAUCUUUGUGUACUGUGAGGAGUCUAACUUUGAUUUAUCAUGUCUACUUGCAU